Paramecium primaurelia is the source of this 420-nucleotide messenger RNA. The record is from the annotation of a GenBank genome assembly. NCBI's taxonomy places the organism in Eukaryota, Ciliophora, Oligohymenophorea, Peniculida, Parameciidae.
AUGUUAUUCAUUAAAAGCAAUUAUGCCAUGCCGUAGUAACUAAUGAUAUUAAUAUACUCUUGCCUUGUUUAGCAUCUAAGAAUAUUAAACUAUUUUAAUUCGAAACUUGAAAGAUAAAACAACUCUAAUAUAAUAGAUAUCAAAAAAGUCAGAAUGGAUUACAACCCUUAAUUUACUUAAAUAGAGACCAGUUAUUAUUUAUGGUUCUUCAAUGCAUCAAACAUUAUUUGGCUCUCAAUUCUUAUGCCAAAUCCAAAGUAUAUGAUGAAGUUGAAAUGACAUUUUAGACUCAUAAGUUAAGUUGCAUUGCAUCACAUUGAUGGAAUCUGCUCAUUAGUGAAUCAGGAGAUAACAAAUUAAAAUUCUUGUCUUCUUUGGCACAUGCUAACUCAGAAUUGUCUUGUUGCCAAAUUUAAAUGA